Molecule: messenger RNA, 4382 nt
Organism: Monopterus albus (swamp eel)
Lineage: Eukaryota; Metazoa; Chordata; Actinopteri; Synbranchiformes; Synbranchidae
Product: round spermatid basic protein 1-like
Exons: 9
Coding region: 83-4012 (1309 amino acids)
Cellular component (GO): nucleus
Source: RefSeq, a predicted model, not a curated record
GGCUGCACGUCGCACAAAAAAAAAAAAAAUAGCAGCGGCAGUCGUUCAGGAAGAGAGUAAAUAGAGAGGGAGAAGAGUUAAGAUGGCUGACUCGCAGGGCUCCGUUCACCUCAGUGGAAAUGCUGCUACUGCGGUACCCUCGCCGCUCACCUCUACCAAAAGCCCGCUCAUUAAGCAGACCGAGGCGAAGGGAGCACCUGACUGCCAUUCUCAGACUUCCCGAAAUUUCACCCAGCCGCCGCCCAAGAAGGUCCGAGUCGAGGAGAGGAGCGUUAAACCCAAGAAACUCAACAGGGAAGGCGGAGUGGGAGGCAACGGUGGCGGCAAAGAGAAACUCCAGCAGCCCACGAAGCAGCAGAGUUAUGGCAGCAGCACGGGUUUGUGGAGCUUAAGCCAGGUUAAAACGAGCAGCAGCAAUCCUCCGGUUCUUCCUACCGGUGGUUUGCAGCCACCGACAAACACACACAAAGUCUUCAAACAGAGCGAUUUCUUCCUCCACAAAGCGCCUUCCUCCUCCAAACCCAGUAAACAGAGUAAAGAUGAGCAGCGAGAGAGGGAGAAGGGGAAAGGAUGCGGAGAAGAGGAAAAGAAACAAAAACUGUUGGUGACCUUCGGCUCCGAGAGUAACAUUAACGCUAGUAACAACAACAACAAUAUCAGCAGGUUUAACAACAUUUCUGCAGUGAAGAGGGAAAAUGGAGAGGUUAUGUUGCCACCCAAAGAGCAUUCCAACAAGGCAAAAGAGAGCUACAGAGAGGAGAGGGAGAAGAAGAAAGUGAUAGACCGAGAGAGAGAAAAGGAGAAGCACAAAGUGAUGAACGAGAUCAAGAGGGAGAAUGGAGAAGUGAAGCAGCCCAUUAAAGAUGAUAAAGAGAAAGCCAAGAUCAACUCAGAGGAGCUACAAAUCAAAAAAGUAAAGAAGAAAAAGAAAAAGAAACACAAAGAGGGGGAGAAGCACAAACGAGUGAAGAUGUGCCACCGCUCCUGUCAAACUAUUUGUGCUGGACUGCUUCUCCUCCCUCCUUCCUCUCCAUCCUCCAGUCUCACACAGGAUGACUCCUUGUCUCAGUUUAAAUCCCCACUGCCUGUUUUCAGCAAAAGCUCAGAGGUCCUGCCCUCCUCUCCUGCUCUCUGCUCCAAAUCCCCUUUUAACUCCUCUCUCCUCAGAUCUCCGUCAUCCUCUGUCAGGACCCCCCAACCUUCCCCAACUAAGCACCAGCUGCAAUGCACCUAUCCUGGCAUGGCAGGUCUGGAGUUUGCUCCAUAUAUCCACAUAGAGAACCAGCCCAAUGGAGGGGCACUGGUGGCCCAUGCCUACACUUCACAGCUCUCCUCUCUUUCCAUGUGCCAGAGGCAGAGAUUUGCCCAGGAGUUUGUCAGCUUGGCUUUCAGCGAGGACUCCUCACAGGCAGCUCAUUAUGUCAUUGGAAUUGUCCACGGAGAAGCCAGCUACCUGCCUGAUUUCUUGGACUACUUCUCAACCAGGUUCCCAUCAGCCCCAGUCAAAAUGGAAAUACUCGGAAAGAAGGACAUAGAAACUACCACUAUGGCUAAUUUCUACUCUCAGGUCAAGAAAACAUACACUCAUGGUACAUACAGAGCCGGAGCAAUGAGACAGAUCAGCCUGGUGGGAGCUGUAGAUGAAGAGGUCGGGGACUAUUUCCCAGAGUUUCUCAGCAUGCUGGAAGAGUCACCCUUCCUGAAGCUGACUCUUCCCUGGGGAGGGUUCUCCAGUCUGAGUCAGAUUAAUCCCACAGAGAGUGACGAUGGCCCCAUAAUGUGGGUCAGACCAGGAGAACAGAUGAUACCUGUAGCUGAUAUACCAAAGUCCCCUUUUAAAAGAAAGCGCUCUACCAAUGAGGUGAAGAACCUGCUGCAGUCUCUGCCCAGGACCAGCGAGCCCAGAGAGAUGCUAUUUGAGGAUCGGACUCGGGCUCACGCCGAUCACAUCGGUCAGGGUUUUGAACGUCGGACCACAGCAGCUGUGGGGGUGCUGAAAGCUGUGUGUUCUCGAGAAGGCUCGGAGCCUUCUCGUGUAAUCAAAGAUGUGGUGUGUUUCCAUGCUGGCGAUUUUCCUUAUGUAGUUCAGAGGCUGCAGUUGGACCUACAUGAACCUCCACUGUCUCAGUGUGUGCAGUGGGUGGAUGAUGCCAAACUAAACCAGCUGCGUCGGGAGGGCAUCCGUUAUGCCCGCAUCCGCCUGUGCCACGAUGACAUCUACUUCAUCCCCCGCAAUGUGGUCCACCAAUUUAAGACUGUGUCUGCUGUCUGCAGCCUGGCAUGGCACAUCCGCUUAAAGCAGUACCACCAAGGAGAGGAAGUGAAGGACGAGGAGGAGGCAAAGCCGGUUGAGUUGAAGGAGAAGGAGACGGACACAGUGGAGGUGGAGGAAAAAGUGGAAGAAGAGGGGAGGAGGGAAAAGAAAGGUGAGAAAGGAGUAAAAGAGAGGAUAAUAAAAGAGGAUGAUGAGGUGGAUGUGGCAGAAAACAGGACAUUGCCAGCAAACAAAAAGGAUGAACAGGAUCGUCAUCUUCAUCCUCAACAUCCACCUCUCUUGUCUCAGCCUGCUGUCUCAUUCAGCUCGAAUGAGAGCAGUGAUACAGACAGGAAGGAGGAAAGAGACAAGGCAAAAGCACAUGGAAGACCCAAACAGCAGGAUUCUUCUCCUGCUAAGCUGAAGACAGAACCUCCAGCUCCUCCUCUUUGCAAAAAUAAAUUUCCUCCACCUCUCCAUCAGUCCCCUCCUGCCUCUCUUCAUUCUCCUCAUCAGGAGGCAAAACCCAAAGCAUCAUCAAAGCCUUACCACCAUCACCAUCAUUUGGACAGCAUAAUGACGUCUUCCAGUACAGUUUACUCUUCCUCCUCUUCUGCCUUGUCACCUCCAGCAGGAUUCGCUGAUACUCCUUUGCGUCUGUCUUCUACCACUUCUUCUGUUCCUGUUCUGUCUACACCUUCUAUGUCAACUUCUGUUACAUCUUCCCUGACUAGCCUUAAGCCUGCAGUGGACUCUCUUAUCUCCCCACUUUCUCCUUCCACUGUCUCUUUGCCUUCCCAGCUGCCUCCCUCCUCUCAGUCAGAUCAGCUGAAGGACAAGGAUUCACUUUGGCUAAAGCCAGAUAUUCAGUCAGACACAAGGACACAGUCAGAGAUUCGAACACCACAGGAGUCACCUGCUGUGAAUGUACAGGCACACACCUUCCAAGCUGACAUACAGACACACAUGCUAGCUGACACACGGACACAAGCACUCCCAGAGAAAUGGAUGCACACUUUGGACUCGGACUCCAGGGUGUCCGUGGAUCCCCAGAUGUGCACGCCACAGGACACCGGGAGGCAAGAAAUUUGCAUGCAGACAUAUACACCCCAGCAUCUCCCAUCUCCUCACCUGCCUCAGAUGCUUCCCCCGUCCUUCUCCCCUCUCAUGCCACACUCCCACCUUUCUCACAGACCUCCAGUCCUCCCUCCAAAUCCACUAUCCAGUUCUUCCCUCUCUGCACAGCCACAAACUCUGAACUCUUUUCUGAGUCAGAACUCAGCACCCCACCCCGUUCCCGUGAGCCAGCUUCAUCUUCAUUCCCCACACCAACCAAAUAUCACCACCCAGUCUCAGCCAUAUUACCAGCCUCCACUAAUCGGUUCACCGUCUCAACUGAACACUCCUCUCACCAGCUCCCAGUCUCUUCCUCCUCACCUUCAACACCAUCACCAGUUUGCCAAAACCUUCUUUCCCCCCCAGCACCCCCACUUCCCCUCUCACCCCUUCCUCUCCCCUCAGCCUUUCCUCUCUCAGCUGCCCAGCUCUUACCCGCUACAACCACAAUACCAAACCUCAGCAAUAGCGCAGGUUCAGCUCCCUUUGUCACAGUCUUUCCCUCAUCCCCCUCCUCCCUCUUCCUCCUCGCAGUCUCCGCCUCCCGCACCUCCUUCUACUCUUCCACCUCCUCUCCCCCCUCAGCCUUCUUUCCUCUCUCCUCCUCCACAGCAUGAGGAAGAGCAGAAGCAGAUUUUAUAGUAGUUUUUGUACAUAAUGAUGCUGUUUUUAAAUGACUGUGUAUGUAUAAGGCUUUUAUGUUGGUUGUGUUGUUGUGAAAACUAUGUAAAAGCAGAACAUGGGGAAGGCAGGGGAGUGUACCGUUAUGAACACAAUAUCAUAGUUUAUAAAGAGUUGUACUUUAUUUACACCAGACCUCUUGACUGGACAGGUAAAGGACUGUACAGAUGCUUUGGAUGUGCUUGGGUUAAGAAUAUUGAGCAGUUAUUGCAUGUGCUGGUAGUUUUGCAUCAAAAUUUGACCUUUUGAAGAAGAGAGUUUUCGGGUUCACAUCUACCAAACUGCUGUCCGAUUCCGUUUUUGAAGAGAGCACAACCCGUUUGAAUAUCAA